AGUCACUGUGGAGAGCUCAGCUGCAGAAGGAAGGCAGUUGGAAAAAGGCUGGGUGGGCGAAUCCCCCGACUGGGGGGUAGUUAGCCCUGAAACUUUCUGACUACCAAGUAAACAAUGGGGUUUUAUACACGAUUGAGGAUUUGUUUUGUCGAAGGAUUUUGAAAUACACAGCAUGUGCUGGAGUAAGAAAAUAUGCAGUAAUGUUCCAACAUGGUAAUUCUUCCUGUUUUCAAACGGGGGACACGUGUUGUUAAAACAAGUGAUAUUUUUUUUACAUAACAAAUAUAAGUAAUACUUCACAGCUUUACAGAAUCAAUCUAGAUCAUUGUUCGCGCAAAUGACGCGAGAACUUGAGAUUGCAAGAUUAUAAAGAACAGAAACCUGGAAUUUCACCACGGUAAUUUUAGAAUCUGUAACUUAAAAUGUCUUUACACCUUUUAAGCAUAAGCAGGGCUUUCUGGUGUCUAUUGCUUAUCAGCUACAAUUAUUUUUAAUAAUAAUAAAAAGGAAUUCUGUCUGUAACCGCUAACGUUAUAGUUUUGGUUGUAUGUUUCAGGGAACUUAAAUUAAGCAAAAAACAUUAACAAACAACUCGAUCGCGUCUUUGAUAUAGCCCACUACUAGAAAGGGAAAGUUUUUCAAAACCAUGAGCCCUGUCCCGAACGAUGUCGAGAAGUGGGACUGGACGAUCUUCGCGCACUAAUUUAGUUAUACUAAAGACUGUGUUUCUGGGUGCGUCGUUUGAUGCAUCCGCAAAUAGGGAAUAUUACGUUAUAAGGCGACGAUAGAUGGGGGGUAACGCCACUUCCCAGAAACCAGACAAGUCGCAGUAACAGGAAGAGGAGAGGGGUGCGUACGGGAUCGCGGAGCAGGAGUGCGGAUCUGCGGGCGUCUCAUCAACUGCUUCACCACACCGUCAUCUGCACAAAAUCCGCGCAAAAUGGAUGACGGAAAGAUGGUGGGCGGGAAGGCGAAGAAGCCCGGCAAGCGUGGGCGCAAACCGGCGAAGAUCGACCUGAAGGCGAAGCUGGAGCGCAGCCGGCAGAGCGCACGGGAAUGCCGGGCGCGCAAGAAGCUGCGAUACCAGUAUCUGGAGGAGCUGGUCUCCAGUAAGGAGAGGGCCAUCUGCGCCCUGCGGGAGGAGCUGGGCAUGUACAAGCAGUGGUGCUCUGCCAUGGACCAGGGGAAGAUCCCGUCGGAAAUCAAGGCUUUAUUGACGGGGGACGAUCAGAAAGGGCAUCAGAGGGCCCCCCCUAAAAUCACGAAAAGCCCCCCGAGCACGAACACAUAGCGGAAGCCCAAGUGAGAAUCACAUGGGAGGCGGCAGUGGGGCCUGGGACGGAUGGCCGGUCAGGAGGCGAAAGUUUAUGAGGAAUGAAGGAAGGAGCUGACCAGGCAGUGGACACGCCGACGGCGGAUGUGCCUGAUUUUAGGCAUCAUGACAGGAAGGGGGUCUGUUAUCAGUAUUAGGACAGCAAAGGCCGAAUGUAGCUUUAACCCUCCUGUGGGCACUUGAUCAGUUCCAUGCUAUUUAUUGAUGCUAUAGUCAGGCCUUACUAAUGCACACAAUGCUACCAUAUUAUGGGGAAAUUCACAAUAUGUGUACAGUGGAUGUACCCUUGAGUAAGUAUAUAUACCUGAUCCUGGGGUAUACUAUGUAUAACAUAGCUUUUAUAUCAUCAGUUGGACAUGAUGCUGUGGAAUGAUUAUUAAUGUUAAUAAUAAUCAAGCUGGCUCUCAGCUACAUGUGUGUCUGCCUGUGUCAUGGAGAGUAAGAUUAUUAAAAAUGUAAUAAUUUAAGGCA
Brienomyrus brachyistius is the source of this 1804-nucleotide messenger RNA. RefSeq names its product cAMP-responsive element-binding protein-like 2. Gene Ontology annotation, biological process: regulation of DNA-templated transcription. The transcript has 3 exons. The record is from RefSeq and is a predicted model, not a curated record. Gene Ontology annotation, cellular component: nucleus. Gene Ontology annotation, molecular function: DNA-binding transcription factor activity. Bases 941 to 1291 code for a protein of 116 amino acids. NCBI's taxonomy places the organism in Eukaryota, Metazoa, Chordata, Actinopteri, Osteoglossiformes, Mormyridae.